Messenger RNA from Leptopilina heterotoma, 7314 nucleotides. RefSeq names its product titin-like. The record is from RefSeq and is a predicted model, not a curated record. The transcript is spliced from 7 exons. The coding region runs from base 287 to 6982 and encodes 2231 amino acids. NCBI's taxonomy places the organism in Eukaryota, Metazoa, Arthropoda, Insecta, Hymenoptera, Figitidae.
AAUCUUUCAAACUUGCGUACUCACACUAAUAGUGUAAAUUGUGAUUACGAGAAAACUGACAAACUAUUGGAUUAUCAUUUAAAGAUCCUUUACCUGACGACGAUGAAACAAUCGCUAUCUUCUUCCCGGAUUUCAUCAGUGGGGGAAUUACGAUAUAAGCCUUACAGUUUAGAAACGAUUACGCAUUAUUAAAGAAAUUUCAAUCAAAUAAGAUCCUUUUUUUUCGAAAUAUAAAAUAGACAUACACACAUCAGUGAUAAAAAAAUAUUAAAAUAAUAAAUAAGAGAUGGGCCGAAUUAUCGGGCCCUAUCUGGCCUUCAUUCUAUUGGUUUUAGUUUUUUCCGCUUACGCUCGUCCAGCAAGUUCAGGUGAUUCGGAUUCUGAAAAUGGAAAAAAUGUGAAAACGAGUCAAAGGAGAUCGUCAUUUCCAGGAGCAGGAAAGCAAAAUAAUAAUAAUCCACAACCCUUCGAAGGUUGUCUUGUUUGGGCCGAUGGAAAAGCUCCAAAUAUCAAAGACCCUCCUCGAGUUUCAGGAAAGCCGUUGAAAAAUAAUAAUAAUAGUGGUGAUAAAAAAAGUGAUAACAGUGAUGGUAAUAAAAAACCAAGUGACAAUAGUGACUACAAUGAUAACGACGAUGGUGACAAUGGUGAUUACCCUGAAAAUAAUGAAGGAGACGAUGGACAAUAUCAUCCGAAUCCCGAUUUUGAUGACGGACAGGACCAUGCGUCUGAUAAGUUUGAUGACGGACAGGACCAUGCGUCUGAUAAAUUUGAUGAUGGACAGGACCAUUCGGCUGAUAAAUUUGAUGACGGACAGGACCAUGCGUCUGAUAAAUUUGAUGAUGGACAGGACCAUUCGGCUGAUAAAUUUGAUGAUGGACAGGAUCAUGCAGCUGAUAAAUUUGAUGACGGACAGGACCAUUCAGCAAAUAAAUUUGAUGAUGGUCAAGACCAUCCGAAUUCUAAUUUUGAUGACGGACAAUAUCAUCCAAAUCCUGAUUUCAAUACUGGAGAAUAUAACGAAAAUCCACAGGAAAAAAAGAAUAAAAAUAAUAAUAAUAAUAAUAAUAGGGGAAAUAAGGAUAGAAAACCGAAAACGAAACCCAAGGAAAAUGCUGAUAGUCAAGAACCAAAGGACAUUAAACCGAGGUUAGGUGAUCAAAAACCUAAAGAGGAAGGUGAACCUAACGAAGAUGAUGAUAAUGAUAAUAAUGAUGAUGGUGAAGCACCAGAUAAUACUGAAGAUACCGAUGAGAAUCCCCAAGAGCCGGAUGAAUCAGUACCAGAGGGCAUGGACAAUAAACCACCAAAGCCGAACAGUGAAAAGCCAAAUGAUAGGAAAAAUAAGCCACAGACUCAAAAUCAACCCAGGAGUGACAGGAACAAACCUAAAAAUCAACCAGGAAAGAAUGAUCGACCCCAAAAACCCAAGGAACCAAAAGAGAAAAAUGAUGAUGAGGAUGAACCAGGAAAACCGGAUGACAAGGAGGAUGAUACAUCUACUCCUGAUGAAGAUAAACCAGAUGAGGAAAACGAACCAAUGAAGAAAAAUACAAACCCAGAUCGACCGCAAAAAUCUGGAGCAGGAAAGCCUAGUGAUAAACGGGGAAAACCAAAGGAUGAUGACAAUGAAGACGAAGACAGUGAAAAACCCAAGGAAGAUGACAAAGGGGAAGAUCAGCCACAGAAACCGAAUGAUACAAAACCGAAAAACAAAACUAGACCCCAAAAACCAAAGGAACCAAAACAAAAGGAUGAUGAUGAACCAGAGAAACCAGAUACUCCUGAGCAAGAUCACAAAGAGGAUGAACCAGAAGAAGAAGAUAGUCCGCAGGAGAAGGAGAAACCUAAAGUAGAUGAUAAACAGGAAAAGCCACCAAAGUCUGAUAAUGACAAGCGAAAAGGGAAGAAUAAUAAACCAGAGGAGGAGGAUCAUCCACAAGAACCAGAUGACAAAAAUCCUGAUGAUGAAAGUGAUAAACCUAAAGGAGAAAAACCUAAGAAAGAAAAACCUAAGGAAGAACAACCUAAAGAAGAACAACCUAAGGAUGAAAAGGGUGAGCCUAAAAUGAAAGAUAAGGACCAACCUAAAAAGGGUCCAAAAUCUGAAGAUGAUAAACCAGAGGAACCUAGUGAUUCUAAAGAUGAUGACAAAGAAGAUGAACCUCAAGUGCCCGAUGAAGAGAAGCCCGAACAAAAAGGUGAUAAACCUAAAAAAGAAGAUAAGAAGAAUCAGCCUAAGAAGCCAGAUGGUCCAAAAGAUGAAGAUGAUAAACCGGAGGAACCUAGUGAUUCUAAAGAUGAUGGCAAAGAAGAUGAACCUCAAGAGCCCGAUGAAGAGAAGCCCGAACAAAAAGGUGAUAAACCUAAAAAGGAAGAUAAGAAGAAUCAGCCUAAGAAGCCAGAUGGUCCAAAAGAUGAAGAUGAUAAACCGGAGGAACCUAGUGAUUCUAAAGAUGAUGACAAAGAAGAUGAACCUCAAGAGCCCGAUGAAGAGAAGCCCGAACAAAAAGGUGAUAAACCUAAAAAGGAAGAUAAGAAGAAUCAGCCUAAGAAACCUGAUGGUCCAAAAGAUGAAGACGAAGAUAAUAAACCAGAGGAACCAGCAGAUGAUAAAGCGAAUAAGCCUGAUAGUGAUAAGCCAGAGGAAAAAGAUGACGAACCUAAUAAAGAGGAUAAGAAGAAAGACCAACCACAAAAGCCAGGUGAUUCCAAACCUAAAAAUAAGGAAGGUAAACCUCAAGGACCCAAUGAUUCAAAACCAGACGACAAAACCAAAGAUCCUCAGAUGCCUGACAGUGAAAAGCCAAAGGAAAAAAAUGAUAAACCCAAACAGGAUACUGAAAAGCCACAGAAACCUGAUGAUUCCAAACCAGAUGACAAAAUGGAUGAUGAAGACAAAGACAAACCACCAAUGACUGAUGAUCCCAAACCAAAAAUGCCAGAGAAGGAGAAACCACCGAAAGAUGAUAAAAAAGGAGAUGAGCCACAAGAACCUAAAGAUUCUAAACCUAAAGAUGAAAAACCACAGAAGCCAGAUGAUUCCAAACCUGAAGAUGAAAAUGAUAAACCUCAGAAGCCAGAUGAUUCUAAGCCUGAAGAUAAAAAUAAAAAACCUCAGAAGCCAGAUGAUUCUAAGCCUAAAGAUAAAAAUGACAAACCUCAGAAGCCAGAUGAUUCCCAACCAGAUGAUAAAAUGGAGGAACCACAAAAGCCCGAUGAGGACAAACCAGAUGAUGAAAAGGAUAAACCCGAAAUGGAAGAUAAAGAAAAAGAUCAACCCCAAAAUCCAAAAGAUCCAAAACCUGCAGAUAUGAAUGAUAAACCCAAAAAACCAGAGAAGUCCAAGCCUGAUGAUAAAAAGGAUGAGCCUCAAAUGCCAGAGAAAGGUAAAACUCCAAAAGAUGAUAAAAAGAAGGAUGAGCCAGAAAAGCCUGAUGACUCCAAACCAGAGGAUAAAAAGGAGAAACCCCACAAGCCAGAUGAUUCCAAACCAGAUGACAAAAUGGACGAGCCUGAGAUGCCUGAUGGAGAAAAGCCUGAAGGAAAAAAAGACAAACCUAAACAGAAAGAUGUCGAUGAGGAUCAGCCACCGAUGCCUGACGAUUCAAAACCUGAUGCUGGCAAGGACAAACCUCAAAAACCUGAUGAUAAAACCAAUAAACCACCGAAAUCUAACACUGAUAAGCCUGAAGAAUCCAAACCUGAUAAAGAAGAAGAAGUUCCUGACAAAGAGAAACCUGAUGAAAAAAGUGAUGAGCCUAAAAAGGAAGAUAAAAAGGAUCAGCCAAAGAAGCCUGAUGGUCCAAAACCUGACGAUAAGGAUGAUAAAGAUAAGCCUAAAGAUGAUGACAAGGACAAGCCUCAAAAACCUGAUGAUAAAAAAAAUAAACCACCAAAAUCUAACACUGACGAGCCUGAAGAAUCCAAGCCUGAUGAUAAAGAAGACGAAGUUCCAGAAGAAGAGAAGCCCGAUCAAGAAGAUGAUAAACCUAAAAUGGAAGACAAAGAUGAUCAUCCAAAGAAACCUGAUGAUCCGAAACCUAAAGAUAAGGAUGAUAUACCUCAGAAGCCUAAGGAUCAAAAGUCUGCAGAUGAUGAUAAACCACAGAAACCAAGUGAAUCCGAACCUGAUGAUAAAAAGGACAAACCCCAGAAGCCUGAUAAAAAAGAUGAUGAGGAAGAUCAGCCACAGCAACCUGAUAAAUCCAAACCUGAGGAUAUGAAUAAAAAACCUCAAAAACCUAAAGAACCAAAGAAUAUGAAGAAUCAGCCGCAAGAGCCUGGCAGUGAUGCACCUGAGGACACGGAUGAUAAACCAAAGGACGAAGAUGAAGAUAAGGAGCAACCACAGGAGCCUGAUGAAUCCAAACCUAAAGAUGAUAAACCUCAAAAACCCGAUGGAUCCAAACCAAAUGAGAAGGAAAAAAAACCCAAGAUGCCCGACAAUGACCAGCCUGAUGAUAAGCCUGAAGAAGAAAAGGAUAAACCUGAGAACCCCGAUAAAUCAAAACCCGAUGACAAAGAAGAUGAACCUCAGACACCAGACGACAAACCAGAGCAGAAAACUGAUAAACCUAAAGUUGAAGAUAAAAAGAACGAUAAACCUCAGAAGGAGGACAGCAAGCCUAAAGGACCUAAAGAAGAUAAACCUAAAGAUGAUGAGCCUAAAGAAGAAAAGCCAAAUGGAGCUAAAGAAGAUACACCUGAAGAACCCAAAGAAGAUGAGCCUAAAGGACCUAAAGAAGAUAAACCUAAAGAACCCAAAGCAGAUGAAACUAAAGAUGAUAAGCCUAAAGGGCCUAAAGAAGAUAAACCUAAAGAUGAUAAGCCUAAAGAAGAAAAGCCUAAAGGACCUAAAGAAGAUACACCUAAAGAACCCAAAGAAGAUGAACCUAAAGAUGAUGAGCCUAAAGGACCUAAAGAAGAUAAACCUAAAGAUGAUAAGCCAAAAGGACCUAAAGAGCCCAAAGAAGAUGAACCUAAAGAUGAUGAGCCUAAAAGGCCUAAAGAAGAUAAACCUAAAGAUGAUAAGUCUAAAGAAGAAAAGCCUAAAGGACCUAAAGAAGAUACACCUGAAGAACCCAAAGAAGAUGGACCUAAAGAAGAUACACCUAAAGAACCCAAAGAAGAUGGACCUAAAGAUAAUGAGCCUAAAAGACCUAAAGAGCCCAAAGAAGAUGAACCUAAAGAUGAUGAGCCUAAAGGACCUAAAGAAGAUAAACCUAAAGAUGAUAAGCCAAAAGGACCUAAAGAAGGUAAACCCAAAGAACCCAAAGAUGAUGAGCCUAAAGGGCCUAAAGAAGAUAAACCUAAAGAUAAUGAGCCUAAAGAAGAUAAACCUAAAGAUGACAAGCCUAAAGAACCCAAAGAAGAUGAACCUAAAGAUGAUAAGCCUAAAGGACCUAAAGAGCCCAAAGAUGAUGAACCUAAAGAUGAUGAGCCUAAAGAAGAUAAACCUAAAGAUGAUAAACCAAAAGAUGAUGAGCCUAAAGGACCUAAGGAAGAUAAACCUAAGCAACCCAAAGAAGAUAAACCUUUAGAACCGAAAGAAGAUGAAUCUAAGAAAGAAAAGCCUAAAGGAUCUACAGAUGAUGAGCCAAAAGGAGAAAAGCCUAAAGGACCUAAUGAAGAUAAACCUAAAGAUGAUAAACCUAAAGAAGAUAAACCUAAACAACCGAAAGAAGAUGAACCUAAAGACGAUAAGCCUAAAGAUGAUAAACCUAAAGGAGAUAAACCUAAAGAACCGAAAGAUGAUAAACCUAAAGAUGGUGAGCCUAAAGGACCUAAAGAAGAUACACCUAAAGAACCUAAAGAAGAUAAACCUAAAGAUGCUGAGCCUAAAGGAGAUAAACCUAAAGAACCGAAAGAAGAUAAACCUAAAGAUGAUGAGCCAAAAGGUGAAAAGCCUAAAGAACCUAAGGAAGGUAAACCUAAAGAACCCAAAGAAGAUAAACCUGAAGAUGAUCAGCCAAAAGAAGAAAAGCAAGAUCAGCCAGAAAGUCCCGAUAAACCCCAGAAGUCAAAAGAUCCUUUGAAUGAAGACCAAAAACCUGAUAUCGUGUUUCCAGAUGACAAGGGUUUACGAACUCCUUCAGCAUUCGAUGAUGAUAAAGACAAGAAUCCUGAAUCAUUUCCUCCAAAAAGUAACUCACCUUUCGAUACUCGCAACAAUAUUCCCGAGGAUAUGAAUCCUUCUCAACCAGAGAAUCCAAAUCCCCAGAGCGAAAAUCCACAACCUGAUAACAGUGAACAACCACAGGCUUUUCCCUUCAAUCCAAACAAUCCGUUCCUUAAGGGUGCUUUUGGAGGAAAAAUGCCCAAUCAAGGUCCAAUGUCGCCAGGAUUUCCCGAAAGACCACCAAAUAGUCUCGAUUCCGAAGAUGAUCCUAAGAAUUCAAAUGCCGCUCCACCAUCUGAAAAUCCUUAUGGAAAUGGACCACCUCCUGGAAAUCCUUUCUUUUCCGGACUAUUUGGAAAAGGAAAUAAUCCACCACCACCCUUACCACCACGUUCGUCACCUGAAAAUACAGACUUUCCUAAUAAUAAUAAUAAUAACAAUAAUAAUAGUCCACCAGGAGAAGCUCCUUCCAAUAUUCCCUUCUAUCCCGGAAGUGACAGAAAAAUUGGACAGGGAAAUCCCUUCUUUUCGGGACUUUUUAAUGGUGGGAAUGAUGGAAAUUCCCAAAAUCGAAUGCCACGUGAUGGGUUUUCUUCGGGAAAUACUGAUCCACUAGGGAAUAAUAAUGAUCAACAGAGAUAUGAGCCAUUCAAUGGUUUUCCAUCGAUUGCAACUUUUGCUCCAUUUAAUAUUCCAAGGCAGUUACCGGAUUAUGAUCAACUACCACAAGAUACUCAAGAUUAUGAUCAAACCAUGGGAGACUUCUCGUGGCCAAUGAAUCCUCCUAUUUAUCCAAAUCAACCACCUCAAGUUGACAGUUACUGGCCGGAAAUUAUUCAGUUUAAUUCGAAGAAACGAUGAUAGAAUAAUAUCAAUUUUGUGAAAUUAUUUUCAUAUAAUGAUAAAUUUAGCUACCUACUCUUAAUUAUUUAUAAAACUUUCAUUAGUUUUACAAUAUAUGAUAUUUACAUUUUAAUUUUAUUCAACUUACAUAAAUAUAUUUUUCUCGUAAUUAAUAUAAUAAUUUAUUUAUCAUUCUAAAAGUGAUACUUGUACAUAUAGAAUCACCUGUUAUUACAUUUUUCUAAAGAUUUGAACGUUCAAAUUUUGAACGACAACAUUUUUAUAGUACUUCUAUUUUAUAUUUUUAUUCUAUAUUUUAUUUAUUUUAUUUUUAUUUCCUAUUCAUUGUA